Olea europaea var. sylvestris is the source of this 816-nucleotide messenger RNA. RefSeq lists its product as uncharacterized. The transcript is spliced from 6 exons. The coding region runs from base 1 to 816 and encodes 271 amino acids. NCBI's taxonomy places the organism in Eukaryota, Viridiplantae, Streptophyta, Magnoliopsida, Lamiales, Oleaceae. The record is from RefSeq and is a predicted model, not a curated record.
AUGGCAUUAAACAGUCACCAAGGGUGUGGUUUGAUCGAUUUGUUAAGAGAUAACAUAGUGGAAAGGGAAAGACUGAAGAAACAAAUGAUAGUUGAAUUUGAGGUAAAAGACUUGGGACAGAUGCGAUAUUUUCUAGUAAUGGAAGUUGCGAAAUCGAAAAGGGUAUCAAUGUUUCACAACGAAACUACAUUCAUGAUCUCCUAUCAGAAAUGGCGACUAGUUGGGAAAUUAAUCUAUUUGUCUCAUACUAGGCCAGAUAUUGCCUUCGCACUAAGUGUGGUAAGUCAACAUAUGCACUCACCAAAGGAAACACAUAUGGAAGCAGUGUAUAAAAUACUUAAGUAUCUGAAAAGUUCUUUAGGGAAGGGACUAUUCUUUAAGAAAAAUGAGAGUAAUAGAGUAGAGGUAUUUAUUGAUGCUGAUUGGGCUAGUUUUGCAGAAGAUAGGAGAUCAACAACUGGUUACUGUAACUAUCAAGAAAAUACACACAACACCAUUUUCACACACUUAUCCGGUGACAGCGCCAUCAUCGACUACCCCAAAAGAGGUCGUCAUCGACGGCAAGAUGGUACCCAGCAGCUGCUGCUUCUUGCAUUAGCAGCUUCAAUUGCUGGAAGCAGUAGACCAACUGCUACUUCAGCUUGCUGUGCGAGUCAAAUGCUUCCUCCUUUAGAUCUUCUCUCUUGUUCUCCUUUAGGUUAUGAGAAAUGGGAUGUAAUUCAAUCUAUACAACCUGUGAGAAUGUUUUUCGUUUCUAUGGAUGUUAUUCAUAGCAUUUCAAGAAAGGAAAUUCCUUUGGGAAUGCAGCCUGCUUAG